AUGGCAGAUUUGUUUGGACCCGACUGCAAGUAUCUAUCUCUGUCAGUCGAGAAUUACGAUGGAGCGCUGCAACUGAUGGAGCAAAUGGUUCGGACGAUACGACUGCAAAAAGCAGAACAGCGAAAGAGUUUGUUAAACGUGGUAAAAAUAGUUCAUGAUCAAAGCGUAGCUAGAAAGAUGAAAGCUGUGGCUGAUAAGUCAAGAAUAUGCUCAGUUUCAUAA
Gongylonema pulchrum is the source of this 222-nucleotide messenger RNA. NCBI's taxonomy places the organism in Eukaryota, Metazoa, Nematoda, Chromadorea, Rhabditida, Gongylonematidae. The record is from the annotation of a GenBank genome assembly.